AUGACCACUAGCCCUUUUUCUCUUGGAUCCGAGUCUGGUUCUGACUUCUUCGAUGAUGAGGAGGAAAUAGUUGUCUGCAGCGACAAUGAAUUCGAUGAAUCUGGGAUCGAUGACGACAGCUUUGCCGCCGACGACACGAGUUCUGCCACCGAGAGUCUGAUGGUGCCAUCGGAGGAUUCCAGCGGCAUCCAAGGUGGCAGCGGCCUCCAAGGUGACCUACGGCACUUGAUGUUGGCCAUAGACGCCUAUGUUGCCCAAGUAGCUAAUCAGCAAACAGAUAAUGGUCCGGUAAAUGCAGAACCACGUGGUAGUUGUUAUGUUUCAGAAUAUGGAGUAUAUUCAGUUCUCUCUCAGGAUAAUAUAAAAUAUAAUAAUUUUGGUGUAUCAACUUGCCAAAUAAUCUUUCAGGUUUUUUCACUGCCGCUUCCCGGCUUUGAGACUCUUCGUCCCGGCCCAACCCUCGGCGAACACUUCUCAGUCGAUGCCAUGAACAUGGCCACCAUGCUGCUAGAGGCGGCAGCUAACCAGUGUGAGCCCCGCCUGGUCGUGGGAGAAUCCACAGUGCGAUCCAUUGCCCACGGCCUAAGCUUGGCUAUUGGAAACACAUCCCUGGAUGGCUUUGUGGGACAAGGGCGAUACGGAGAGGGUCGUUUAGUAGCCACCAUUCUAGUCAAUAGCGAUACGGGCGUGGUUUCAGCCUAUGCGGUUGCCCAGUUGGAGCCUUAUCUUAUCGCCGAUGCCACCACCGGGGUUGUGCUGGGCUCGAUGCUCUACCACGUGACUCGGGGCUUUGCUAUCGAUGAAAUAUCCCGCAAUUCUGUGACCGAUGCUGCAAGACGUCCCCUCUUGAGUUCUAACAUGAUUCCGUUAGAGUAAGUGUCCCAUCUUUCAAAAAGGACAAUGUUUAACUUAUUUUAACCAAAUCGCAUUUAUUAUUAAUGAGUUUAACGUUGAAUUUUUAACAAAACAACAUACAUAUCGAUAUUUGUGAAAACAGACUAGCAUGAAACAUAAUUUUUGCCAAACCAUUUAAAAUUGUAAUCUAUAAUUUUAUUAAAAGACAAGAGAUUAUUGCAAAAA
Molecule: messenger RNA, 1080 nt
Organism: Drosophila bipectinata
Lineage: Eukaryota; Metazoa; Arthropoda; Insecta; Diptera; Drosophilidae
Source: RefSeq, a predicted model, not a curated record